Molecule: messenger RNA, 1056 nt
Organism: Amaranthus tricolor (Joseph's coat)
Lineage: Eukaryota; Viridiplantae; Streptophyta; Magnoliopsida; Caryophyllales; Amaranthaceae
Product: serine/threonine-protein phosphatase 7 long form homolog
Exons: 2
Coding region: 18-929 (303 amino acids)
Source: RefSeq, a predicted model, not a curated record
CUUACACAGCGGCUAAGAUGGAAGCUCUACCGCACAUAUGUACAUCGGGCCACGAGAUUUGGAGAUCGCGUUGUCCUCUUAUUUGCUUUGACAUCGUCGAGCUACAUCUCCCGGAUCGUGUCAUGCGUCAAUUCGGUUUGGAGCAGGUAAUUCCGCAAGCCUGUGACACCCAACGUCAACUACAUGCGAUCGAUCGGAGGACUGGGGACAAGAACUACCUCGUACGACAUAGAUCGCAUGUAGAUGCGUGGAACGACCGAGCAUCUACAUUGGUUGGAGGAGAUAACUUCACAGGUCAUAGCUCUGCUAUGUACAUGAGUUGGUACAGGCGCAUCUCCAUAUUACGCCUAACGAACACCGCAUUUGCGCAGCCAGGAUCACAUUACCAUCCGACAUCUACGUUACUGGCUGAGCGCAUCCGAUCGGUGUUGAUACAAUGUAAUGACACGAUUCAAGGGGCCGCUACAUCGCCAGUUGACGUGGGCUAUCGGCUAUGUUCUCAGACCUUAGGCUCCAUUAAUGCGUCGUUGACCGAUGCAUUGAGUCAAGCGGGUUAUGAGUACCUCAUACCGACUCCACCCGUCAUUGGCGACGUAGAUGACACAUUCCACACUCCUUCUCCAAGGAGUUCAGCCCAUCGAGGUAGCUCUUCCGGAGGAUCCAGUUCUCGGUCCACAAGAGGCCGCCAGCGUUCAUCUACUCAGGGUCGGUCUUCCAGAUCGCCAUCGACAUCCGCUACUAUGUCGCCGUUCGUUCCCCCGUCUUCCAUCAACACUCCUCCGCCACAUCCAUCGCCUCCGCAAAGGAUUAUCACAUAUCAGCGUGCUAGUCAACGACGAGCUCCUACUCUUAAUGUCAUUGCGGAGGUUGACGAGUUCACACCAUCAUCAUCCACCGGUGCGCAAAACAAAAGGGGCCGGGGGUUGUAGUUUAACAAACUUUGUAUAUUGUUAUAUUAUUUUAACUUCUUGUAUAUUCUUGUAUGAUUUUAACUUUGUAUGUUCAUGAUUGUAAUAUAUCUUCGCAUUAUUUUCAUAAUUAAUUUUUUCAAAUCAA